AACAUCCUCUCUCUGCAAUUUCUUUUUCUUUCUUUCUUUAUUUAAAUAUUAAUGAUUUCCCUCAAAGCCCCGAAGCCCAUUUUUGUUACUACCAUCCCCUCUCUCUCUCUCUCUCUCUCUUUCUCUCUCUGAAUUCUCCAGCUGAAUUUUUCGUUUUUCCGUUUGCUUCCCGGGAAAACUCACAAUUGCUUCCCGGAGAAGUCUCUUUCUUUUCCAGGUACAGCCCAUUUACUUUCGUUUUUCCGUUUGUUUCCCGGGAAAACUCACAGUUGCUUCCCGGAAAAGUCUCUUUCUUUUCCAGAGUGACCAGUGAAGUUUCUGCUGAUAAUUGGAAGUCGUACAAGAAAAUGUCUUCAACAAAGGCUGACAGGAAGGCAGCUGGUGAUGCAGCUUCAUGGCUGUUCAAUGUUGUCACAUCUGUUGGAAUCAUCCUCGUCAAUAAAGCCUUGAUGGCUACCUACGGUUAUAGUUUUGCUACAACAUUAACGGGUCUGCAUUUUGCCACAACAACAUUGUUAACUGUUGUCCUUAGGUGGCUGGGUUAUAUCCAGCCUUCCCAUCUACCACUGCCUGAUCUUCUGAAGUUUGUUUUGUUUGCAAACUGUUCUAUUGUUGGAAUGAAUGUGAGUUUGAUGUGGAACUCGGUUGGAUUUUAUCAGAUUGCGAAGCUGAGUAUGAUCCCAGUAUCUUGUUUUCUGGAAGUUGUCUUGGACAGCGUGCGGUAUUCAAGGGACACAAAGCUUAGUAUACUAGUAGUUCUUCUUGGUGUGGCAGUAUGUACUGUUACAGAUGUGAGUGUUAAUGCCAAGGGAUUUGUAGCUGCUGUAAUAGCAGUUUGGAGCACUGCCUUGCAACAGUAUUAUGUACAUUAUCUUCAACGGAGGUAUUCUCUAGGAUCUUUCAACUUAUUGGGGCACACUGCUCCAGCACAAGCUGCAUCUCUGCUGGUAGUAGGGCCCUUUUUGGACUAUUGGUUGACAAACAAUAGAGUUGAUGCUUAUGCCUACACUUUCAUAUCCACUUUGUUCAUAGUCGUGUCGUGCAGCAUUGCAGUAGGGACAAACCUCAGCCAAUUCAUCUGCAUUGGCAGGUUUACAGCCGUGUCAUUCCAAGUGCUUGGACAUAUGAAGACAAUUCUUGUCCUGAUUUUAGGAUUUAUUUUCUUCGGGAAAGAGGGUCUCAAUCUUCAUGUAGUUGUAGGCAUGAUCAUUGCAGUAGCAGGAAUGAUCUGGUAUGGAAACGCCUCAUCUAAGCCCGGAGGGAAGGAGCGCCGUAGUCUUUCAAUGAAUGGCAACAAAUCACAAAAACAUGAUGGGUUACCAGAAUCCACCGAGGUGGAUGAUAAGGUUUAGAGUUCAGUUGAAGGUUGGAAAAGAAAAGGAGGAAAAAGACAAAUAUGCACUCGGCAUUUUAGAUCAGCUGAUUUCAGGAACACUUUACACUUGGGAGGUCAUAGUACUUUACUAAAUUUUUUCAUCACAGAUUGUUUUCUUGUUCUUGAAUUAAUUCACGUAAAGGAUGCUGUUGAGUGGGAUACUAAUUCCCCAAAGUUACGUCCACAAUCAUCUUCUAUAGUAAUUUAUUUCCUUGUGAAAA
Populus trichocarpa (black cottonwood) is the source of this 1596-nucleotide messenger RNA. RefSeq names its product UDP-rhamnose/UDP-galactose transporter 4. The coding region runs from base 348 to 1352 and encodes 334 amino acids. Gene Ontology annotation, cellular component: Golgi apparatus. The record is from RefSeq and is a predicted model, not a curated record. Lineage: Eukaryota; Viridiplantae; Streptophyta; Magnoliopsida; Malpighiales; Salicaceae. Gene Ontology annotation, molecular function: UDP-galactose transmembrane transporter activity; antiporter activity. The transcript is spliced from 6 exons.